CGGAAGUGUGGAGGAACAUCUAAUACCCACGAGGCGAAGACACCCAAGGAGGUGAAGAAGCGAAUCUCUCCGAAGACGGUAAGAGGUGGAGCCGCCGAAGGACGGGAAGAGGUGGAGGGCAGACAACCUUUCAGGCGGCGCUGGCCCGCAUUCGGAAGGUGUGAUGGCGAAAGCGUCUGCUGCAGGCAGUUGACCGGUACUACGGCAAGUGUGGCAGCUCACGAGAGGAAGUCGAGAUUGUUGGUCAGCGUCAACUGGCUGGUUAAUCUACCGUGGCCCGUGGGGGUGCGAGGUUGUACGUCGACAGUGGUAAUGGCGCGCAAUAUCUCACACACGCAGGAGCAGGUAACCGGGCACAAGACGUCGUUGACCUGAGUGAUGUGCCGCUUGGCAGCGGGCUUCGUUGACAAAGUCAGAUAGAAUCAGGACGAAGAGAAGGGAACUGGAGAGCCUGGAACGGGCACGGUUUACGGCGAAGUCUAUCGGCAAGUUCGAGGCGCGGUGGAACAGAAUCGAUGUGAGGCUUGGUGGAACAGAAUCGAUCGGGCGACCGGCGGCUGGUGGGUGGGCGAGACGUUUUUGUCGUUGGUGAGCGAGGCAAGGCGUCCGUCUUUGGAGUUGGUGAGCCAGGCGCGUCGACGGGAAUGUAGUAUCUCAGGCUGAGUGAGGUAGGUUGACGUGGUCUUGACGGCGCCUGCGUUUGACGCGAGUCACGACAAGGCGGAUCACAUCACAGCGGGAACGAUUUUGUGUCACCUAGGUAUCAUCGAGAGUGUCGUCGUGUGUCGUUGUGUGUACGUUUCAUAGCGUUUGUACGUAUCGUCUCGCGGGGUGGAUUUGGUGAUAGACUGCGUGACGAGGUGGGUAUUGUCCGCGGGUUUGCUGCUGUUGCGGUAGUAGGAAGCGACACGGAAGGUAUUGGACGGCGCUUUACCUAGGAAGUGCGUUUUGUGGGAGUCGGUCGGUGGGACUGUGGUUUUCCAGCCAGGAGUCAAGGGCAGGAUGGACACGACAAGUGUGGACCAGGUGAAGAAGGAGGUCAUGGAGGUGGGGAAGAGGACGAAGCACAAGCUAGAGGAAGUGGGUGCGACAAUUGCGGAGAAAGCGGAGAAGGAGCUGCCACCGCCUCUGAGUCGUUUGACCAAAUGGGUUCGUGGGAUGGGUUACAGGCAGUUGAUAUUCUUGGCGGCUGGUCUUCUGUUUUGCCUUGUCCUCUCAACCCCUCUCCUGCUUCUUUUCGGAGGGUUUCUGAUCCUUGUCACUCCUGUGAUCCUCCUCACGUCUCCCAUUUGGGUUCCGAUUGUAGUCACAGUAGCGGUCUUCACUCGUGAUUACUGGUUUCCUGCUGUGAAGUCUGGAGCUAUAAGAGCGUCCAUUGCCUUGGGGGGGGCAUUGAACAGAGUGCAAGAUGCGUUACCUCUGCCUUUGAAGAGUUUGUUUUCGGGCUAUCGCAAGCUGAGCUACAAGGCAGAGGCAGCGAUAGCCGUUGUGGUGGGUGCGGUGGUGAUGUCAAUAAUGGGCUUUCUGUUGGUGGUAGGACCUCCCACACUGUUUUUCGGCGGCGGACUACUUUUGGCUUUCUCACCCCUUCUGGUGGCGACAGUUCCACUCUGGCUUCCCGUUUUCUUAUUAGCUAUCGAUCUAGCGAAGGCCGCCAUUAGAGGCAUUGGUCUGCUGUUCACGCUAGCGACUGUGGUUUACCAAGUGUACAAGUAUUUCGUCGGGCCUGCAUCUGAAGAAGGGGACAUGGUCUCCAGCGUGGAAGGGCUUGUGCAGAUCCAGGAAACGCUCAAGCAGACCAAGCAAUAUCUCGCAGAAUCCGGUCAAAAGCAGCCGGAGUGAAUGAAUGGCGAUUAAACUACGGCCACGUAAGUCAUAACGACAUGGUAUGCAUUCGUGGAAGAAUAGGGGGUACUGAGGAUUGUAUUCUGUAGUGGAUCAUGCUGACUACAUGUCCAUGAAGUUGUAGCUCUGUGAGUGAAUAGGUGGGGUUUCAGGGCUGCGGUGGGCCGCUGCUGUUGCGUUUUGAAUGCCGAGUAGGCUGAUUGAGGUCAGAAGUAUCUCGGAACUAACUGAGAGGAGGUCACUUAGUUCAGCGAAAUGUUUGUGUAAGGAGUUUGAGAAGAACAAGAGUCAGGCAGAAGAGGCGAAGGUUACAGCCGCGGCUUCAUCUGAGCCCUCUGUUGCACUAGUGUUUUGUCGUUGUCCCCUCUGUGAACUUUCAAAGCAUAAAAUUUUUGCAGAGUGCUUUGACCGCUCGAAAGUGAUCGGGAUCUCGUGGAGUAGCGGGAUUUGUGUGCUCGGCUUAUUCGUUUGUCGACGUCUCUGACCAUGGAGGUGUAAUGACGGACAACGAACUGCGGAUCGACCUUUAAGGUGUAAUGAUGGGCAAUGAACUGCGGAUUUCGUGUAGCUGCGCUCCAUUUACUGCCAUAUGAAAGUAUCGGCUUUACUACGGAUUGCGUGUAGCUCACUCCACUCACUUCCAUCAGAGAACCAAAAGAGCAAGAGAGGCAUGCUGAUUUUGUAUUAUUUUCCUGGACAUAAUUUGGCGGUGAUUGUGGUCACCCGCGUCCCGAGAAGUUGAGUGUGAGUGCACACGAACACAGUUUCUCCGAAAGGAGCACGGAGAAGUGACAGGACGAGGAUUCAGUUAGUUGACCAGAGAUCGAGCCUUGUUGUCUGCGUUGUUUAGACACUCGUGUGCGGAGUCUCGAGAUGUAUGUCCGUUAAUGCAGUAGUAUUAGACGUUCAUGUCCGGAGUCUCGAGAGCUAUGUCCGUCGAUGUGCGUGUGUUUUUCUGUGGGUUGACGGCUGUGGGGUGUAGGAUAUGUUUUUGACGGUUUCACCCUAAGGCUUGCUGUUGCCUCCCUCAUGAGCUCUCGACGCUUCCUGUGAGAUGUGGAAUAUCUUUGUAGGUAACUCGGUGUUUGGGCUCUGGCCUGUUGCUUGAAGUUCGUUGCAGCAGGUAGCUGAAAAUCGAUUCGAGUUCGUGGAAUCGGAGGGCUGCUCUGAGUUACUACUAUCCUCCUGCCGAGUUGAGGGAAUCCUCCGAAUAUAGCGAGUUGUCUAGCAGGCUCUUGAGACCGCGUUUUGGAAGAGCUAGUAGUUGGCGGUUCGCUGAAGAUGUGUUUGUAAUUUGCCCUUUGGAGUGUAAAUUGUCCGACUUUAGAAGUCUUUGCCUCCGCGUCGGUUCAUGGUACUUUUCCUCCUGUGGCCAAGUCCCAAUUACGCUUAUUCUUUAUUUCUGGCUGUCGAUCUCUGUGAUUUACGGUCGGGAAUGAAGGAUCCGGCUAAGUGGGACUUGGUCCCUGGGAGAGCGGCGAAGAGACUUUGACAGUUGUGUUGGGCCGCAGUAUCAUUUAGAAUCGUAAUCGAUUCCCUCCUACUUAGGGCGCCACGUAGUAACUGUACAAGCAAAGAUGGUUUAGUUGGUAGCUAUAGCCUAUCGGGGUCCCGAUCAUGAUGGUCGUGUGGAGGUCGCGACCGUGUGUCGAGGUGUUCCGGGCGUGUUGCAGAAGUGGUUUCGGUCGUGUGUUGUAGAUAAAAAUGGUUUUGACCGUUCAGCGCAACUUAGAGAAUUUGUGAGGAAAUGACUAAAUACGGGUUGAUAUUAGGACCCUUCGAUGUGAAAGUGUGGAUGUGCUUCUUGCUUUCUCGACGAACGUUUGAUGAUUAAUCACACAGAGUAUAUGGUUUGCUGACUGUUUGUCAGGCCGAGGAAUCAAGGAUAUGGACAGUU
Molecule: messenger RNA, 3742 nt
Organism: Chara braunii
Lineage: Eukaryota; Viridiplantae; Streptophyta; Charophyceae; Charales; Characeae
Source: the annotation of a GenBank genome assembly